AUGACAACCCAGACAAUCAAAAGGGGUGACUUCCUCAACGCAUUAAACUUUGCGCAAAACAACAUUUUGGAAAUUAACAAGAGUUUGCUACGAGGUGAAACAGCAGCAGCAGCGGAGGCUCAAAUCCACAAUGCGUGGAAAUCCAUCAUUGCCUGCUCCGAGGAAGCAGAGGCCGGCGGUAGAGAGCAAGAUCGCCUUGCGCUGCUUCUACUCGAAACUCGAGCGACCGACACCCUUUUCUUCCCAGUUCAGAUGCGGCAGAUAGACGGUGCCAGUGCCUCACUUUGGAGCAACCUCCCUUUCCUCGUGGAAGACAUAGUCAUUGCCUGGGAGGACCGCUGGGAAACGAUGCGUCCCGACUACCGCUGCAACUUCAUCUCAUUCACCGCCCGACUGUUCGCCAUUGGGGCUUGUAGCGACUGGAUCGCCUUGUGCGGCCUUGACCUCCUGCGCGAAGUGCUCGAGACCCCAAUCUUGCUGCUCCCCAAACCGCAGCAGUUCGGCAAAAGCGACAAUUUCAAGGCGGCAGCGGCGCCGUCCAUCCCUCGACUGCAGACGCCAAUCUCGUUCGACCCCAAGACGGUGCUCGAGCUCCUCCCCGCGCUGCGCAGCUUCCUCGACUUUGGGAGCGCCAGGCUCGCGGCCCUCUGCAACCUCUCGGCCGACGCCGGGCCCCUCCCCGCGGGACUGGAGCGACUGCGCGGCCAGGCCGACCCGGGCCCGCUGGCUCGAGAUGCAGGCGUCGUCGCGGGGCCUUGCGGCUUUGCGCCGCAGCGAUGGCAUUUUUGGACGCGGCGACUGAUGGAGAUCUCGGAGGUUUGCACGUCGAGCACGAAAGAUGGACUCAUCGCCAGCGAGGCGGCGACCUGCCUUGGGCGCAUGUGGGACAAGGAGGAGUUGAUAGCCGGGCCGUUGACGCAGGGCAAGGCGGUGAACUUGGACGAAGAUCUCGCGAGGCGGCAAAAGUUAGGACUGGUGGCCACUUUCCUAUCAUAA
Molecule: messenger RNA, 996 nt
Organism: Pyricularia grisea
Lineage: Eukaryota; Fungi; Ascomycota; Sordariomycetes; Magnaporthales; Pyriculariaceae
Exons: 1
Coding region: 1-996 (331 amino acids)
Source: RefSeq, a predicted model, not a curated record